Messenger RNA from Tachyglossus aculeatus (Australian echidna), 2094 nucleotides. RefSeq names its product family with sequence similarity 53 member B (gene FAM53B). Gene Ontology annotation, biological process: positive regulation of canonical Wnt signaling pathway; protein import into nucleus. NCBI's taxonomy places the organism in Eukaryota, Metazoa, Chordata, Mammalia, Monotremata, Tachyglossidae. Gene Ontology annotation, cellular component: nucleus. The record is from RefSeq and is a predicted model, not a curated record.
AAGCGCUUAGUCCGGUGCUCUGCACCCAAGCCCCCCACGCGGCCUGGCACGCUCCAGCCCGGAGCGGGGCCGUGGAGGAGCCAGGCCGCCUCCAUCCCGGUGGUUUUCCCCGGCGAUGGGCGGCCGUUAGGGGCCGGCGGGGACGGACGGACGCUGGAGCCCGGCCGGACCACCAUGGUGAUGACGCCGACUCAGACCCUCGCCCCCCAGCCUGCCGCCCCACUACCCUGCAGGACCUCGGACCCCGAGCCGCUCUCUCCAGGGAAGAUGAGUCAAGGAGCCACCCUGCUGUCCCACGGAGUCACGGGUAAGUAGCUCGAGCUUCUCGGGGCCCAAGCCGACCGGUGGAGAGACGGCGACAGGCGCUGCCCUCUUCAGCUGGCCCCGCCUGGCCCCGGGCUCUGGGACUGCCUGCCCGUCGCGGGGGAGGAAGCCGCGGCCGCCACCUGCUCCGUCACCAGCCUGAUCGGAGGCCUGAGCCUGAGUGACCGCGGAGGCGGCCCUCCCGCCCCGCCUGCCUCGACGGCACCCCCCAGCAAACGGCCCUGCCGGCCGCUCUCCUUGUCCGACGAGCUGGCCGGCCGUCGGGCGGCCUGGAGGCCUCUGGGCUCCCGGGUCUGGACCCCGGUGGAGAAGCGGCGCUGCCUCAGCGGGGGCGGCGUCCGGCGCAGCUCCAGCUUCAGCCUGCCCUCCAGGGCCAGCCCGCUGUCCGGGUCCUGGGGCCGGGCCCCGCCGGGGGGGCACCGGGCGGAGCUGCAGCGCUCCCUGUCCUGCUCCCACGAGCCGCUGUCCGGCCCGGAGUGGCCGGCCUCCACGCCCGAGGCGGCCAGGCGCUCGGCCGGCCUGGCCCGCAGCCGCUCCCAGCCCUGCGUCCACCACGACAAGAAGGCCGGGAUCAAGCGGCGCAGGCCAGCGGGAGCCUGGGGGCCGAGGCCGUCGCUGGACCUGGCCAAGAUGACCCAGAACUGUCAGACGUUCAACAGCCUCUGCGGCCUGAGGUCCCCGGGGGAUGACCGCCGCCCGCAGACUCGGGCGCCCACCGGCCCCAGCGCCUCGCCGCCCGCCUCCCAGGGCACCCGGGCCCGGACUCCGGCUGGAACUCCACCCGCCGACCCUCGAGCCCGCGGCGGCAGGGAGCCUGCGGCCUCCCGGGCCGGCCCGGCCGUCGAGGAGCCGGCCCGCCGCACCGUCGCGGCCCAGCACGGUGGGCCGUGGGGCCGGGCCGGGGCCACCCGGAGUGGAGGCCACCCCGGCGGGGACCCCGUCUUUCCGCUGGACGAUUGUGAGCCCCUCGUGGGACCUGGUGAUCUUAGCUCUUAGUGCAGUGCUCAACACGUAUGUCCUCGUGUUCCUAGUCCCGUGGCGCCGGCUCCUGUGGCCGAAAGAGUUACCCGUAUUCCCGACCGUCCCGAGGCCUGCGUUCCCGUGCCCGGAGAGGAGCUGAGCGGAUUCCGGCCCCGCGGGGAGAGCCGAGCAGGACAGGAACUCGGUUGCUUCUGCUCAGGUAACGGGUGCCAUCGAGGGUCCGGGGCAGAACGGACAGGGACAGGGGACAGCGUGGACGAGAGAGCCAGACUCAAGUGGAGUCCCCCUAGCACUGAUGUCCACAUUACCCAUUACAUCAGUGUAAUUUAUUUUAAUGUCCGCUUCCCCCUCGGGACCGUGUUGGUCGAGCGCGACCAGCGACUUGACCCCUGCCCGGAGUCGGGGUCAGGGGUGGCGAGGGGAUGGGGGGAGGGUCUCGGUUGGCACCGCCAGUUCCGGUCACCCCUUCCGGCCUCGUUUCCCGUGUGGAUCCGAGGGGCCUCUCCCGUCCCAGCCACCACCGGCCGGACCCCGGCCCGACCCCGGGCAGACCAGGGCGUUUCUGCCUGGCGGUGGCGGCGGUGGUGGCCCGGUGGAGCGGAGGAGUGGGAAUGUUGUCGGGCUCCAGCCCCCCUGAAGGGAAGCAGCUCCCGAGAGAGGAAGACCCGGGGCCUGGUGGGAAUCGCUCGCUCCUUGCUGGGAUUCUCCUCGGAGACGGUGCCAGCCGGUCACUCAGAGAAAGGGAGGAAGCUGUCAGGUGUGGCCUACCGGCCACACGAAGCACCCUGA